AUGGAUUAUUUGGCUAGCAGAAUGGUUUUUCACGGAGACUUGGCUGCCCGCAACGUUUUGCUGGCCGACAGUGGAGUGGUCAAAGUGGCCGAUUUCGGGAUGGCCAAGAAAAUGUAUUACGAAGGUAAUUAUGAGAAAACAGGUCAAGGAUUGAUGCCCGUCAAAUGGAUAGCAAUUGAAUCCUUGACGGAUCGCAUCUUUUCCAGCCAGUCGGAUGAUUGGUCCUACGGGAUUCUACUCUGGGAACUCUUUUCUUUGGGGAAAGUUCCAUAUUCAGGAAUGGAGGCUGGUCAUUUGCUCAUCAAAACAAUCCAGCAAGGAUACAGAAUGGAGAAGCCGGAAAACGCCCCUAAUUUCUUCGGUGAAAAUUUUGAGCAAUUGCUGGUAAACGGAUCCGAAAGAUCGGCCAACAUUCAGCGAAUUGGAAGCGAAGAUCUGCAGUAACAUGGAAUCAUCAAUCAGUUCAAAUUACCUGAAUUUAAAUGCUCCUUACGUCAAGUUCAACGAAGAGAAAGACAGAGCCACUCCAACGUAUCUGUUUGGACUGGUCAAACUGUUGAACGAGAAAUCCCAUUUGAAUGACAAGUUUUACGUAAACACGAAUUUGCAUUCUCAAAGUAAAGAGGACGUGAUCCGCUAUUCCGUCUUUCCUCAGCGAAC
Molecule: messenger RNA, 660 nt
Organism: Daphnia carinata
Lineage: Eukaryota; Metazoa; Arthropoda; Branchiopoda; Diplostraca; Daphniidae
Product: fibroblast growth factor receptor 1-like
Exons: 4
Coding region: 1-444 (147 amino acids)
Biological process (GO): protein phosphorylation; multicellular organism development; positive regulation of kinase activity
Cellular component (GO): signaling receptor complex
Molecular function (GO): ATP binding; transmembrane receptor protein tyrosine kinase activity
Source: RefSeq, a predicted model, not a curated record